AUGGUUACUCGGAACCCGCACAAAGAGCAAGACUACUUGGAUUAUCAGUGCCAGCGACCGUCAUCCUUCCCCAUCUCUCGGUCCAAUAUCCCGCCAACAACAGUACCUGCAGCAACAGUUACCAGUCCAACACCAAGUCAGUCCACCUCACCUCCUCUGACGACGACAUCCACCACGACUACUAGCACGCAGUCAGCCGCCUUUGGCCCCUCUCCCGCUCCGCGCGACAACUGUCCCUCCGUGAACGGCACCAACUACACCCCCCUGGAUGCCUCAGGCAAUAGCAUGUCCGUAAAGAUCAACCCGGUCGGCCCCACAAAGGUUCAAUCCUUCGUUCGCAUCUGCAACAGGAACUACCCCGGGGGUGGAUACGGCAACCCAGACACUUUGGACAUCAUGAAACUGUACCUGCCUACGCUGGAGGCGUGUAUUGAUGCUUGCGCCACCUACAAUGUUGUCUUCCAAGCCAACAGGCCGCAAAGACCAGGGGGGGCCGACGAUGUAUCGGACCAGGGGCUGUGUAGGAGCGUUGCUAUAGUAAAGUCUGAUGGCGAGUAUUGCUACCUCAAGAACGCAACAGGAAAGGACAACACCUUUAGGAAUCCGGAGAGGUACUCAGUUGGAAUUUUGCUCAUCUAG
Sordaria macrospora k-hell is the source of this 639-nucleotide messenger RNA. RefSeq lists its product as uncharacterized. Lineage: Eukaryota; Fungi; Ascomycota; Sordariomycetes; Sordariales; Sordariaceae. The record is from RefSeq and is a predicted model, not a curated record.